GAUUGAAUUUAAUGACUAAGAUGUAGUAUUUAAAUUGUGAACUUUAGUACUAAAAUUUGAAUGAUAUGAUUGCUGGCAGUGAAAUACUGAAUCCCUCUCAGCUCCAAGGCCUCUCCCCAAGUCCAGGGCAAAACUUCACUACUACUUACACCACUCACAAUGCAAUGGAUGCAAAUGUGAGAAGCAUGGAUAUCGACUUUUUGCGACAAGAAGUAAAUCUGAAGAGAAAAAUUAACAACGAAGAGCUCCUGAAUCCAAAGAAAUUAAAAUAUGGAAUCACAUAUAAUGAAACUUCAGAUGAUAUGAGUAUCACUUCGCAGUGUUCAUCUCCUUAUAGUGAUUCCUCAACCAGCGAUAAAUUUAAUAGUGUGAGCACUUUAAUAUCUCCUGCUUAUGGAACUAUGGUCACAAAUGAGUCUGAUGGAGUAGGAAGUAACUCUGCCUCACCAAACAAUGACAGUGACUAUCCCAGUCAAAUUAUUAUACCACAUUCAGGAAGCCCAUAUGAAAACAUCACAUCUACAAGAACCUUCCAUUUCAAUAGCUUUGUGAGUCCCAUUAACAGGGAUGACUAUGGUAACCAAGACUGUUCACUUGUCCAGCAUGAUGUUUCUCAUGCUGGUAGCACUAUAGCAAGUUCUUCACCAUAUCCAGUCAAAGACAUCAGAAUACCAGAUGAAAAUUCAUUGAAUAAUAGCAAAGAUACUAAUGUAAAUUUGAAAUCCAGUAGUACCUUCAGUUCUGUUGAUUAUAACUCCUCCGGUGGAUUGCGACCUAAUAAACCUGAAGUUUAUAUCAACACCAGCUGUUGUAGUCCCACAAAUAAUGGAUUUGUGAUGUGUCCAGUUGCUGAUGAGAAAAAGAAUUGCGAGUUUAAGCUUUCAAAGAAGGCCCGACAGCAGGAACUUCGUGAACAACUCCAGAAAGCUGCAGAGAAGAAGAGAUUGGUUGUUGGGAAUUUUUACAAGGCUCUCAUUGACAAGACCUCAUCCAAUGUCACUGGACUGGAAAAGCAACCUACCAAGUUCCUUUGGUGGGUCUAUGUCCGUGGUGUUGACUACAACCUAGCGGAUGUUGUCAAAUCAGUCACUUUCACCCUGGAUGAAAGCUAUGCUCCUAACCAGGAGCUACAAGUCAAGAGUCCCUUUGAAAUCAUUGGUCCAAGCAGCAAGGAGUUCGAGUUACUAGUGACGCUGAACCCACUUAGACGAAAGAUCAGCAAAUUCUCGCGCGUGCGACACAAAAUAAAACUCGCUCAUCCCCUGGACCCCGGAGCAUUUUCUGGAGAAUGGAGGAUGGGUCGGGAGACGUUGUACACAGUCCCUAUUGUCGACAUCAAAAAACUGAUUGGCAGUGAUGCGCUCCAACCCUCUGCCGCGCCUGAUCUGCCAGUGUACAGCCCCACCUUCCUACCUCCUUCAUAUUGUGUACCUAAUCCCGAUACUGUCGUCAUCCCAAUGUAUCCUCACUCAAGUAAAGACCACGGUAAAGCCAUCCCGGACCAGAUAAAAGGCAUCCCUGUAGUGCAAGUACAGGUCCCUUCUGUGCUGCCUCACCUCAGAAAUUCAAAUGCUAACGGCCACGCCACCUUGAAGGCGUACAGUCUAACCGUUCAACCUCGUAACACUCAAGUCAAUGUUUCCCACCCUGAUAAUUUUCUGGCUCCUGCCUUGGCGAAUAACAACGUAAUUUUAGAGAACCAAGGAGUGACAGAAGUCUGUUUCAAGACAAGCGAAAUCAACAAUAGUGUUACUUCUGCAAAUGGUGUGCUUCCCGAGGCACACGAGCAUGUGGCGAGCAACGAUGUUAUGAGAACUAAUUUCUAUGACGGUCCUAGUGAUGAAGGUGAAAAAGAAACUAUGCAUAGAAAUUCAAAUUGUCAUGACUCUACGUCACCCAAACAAGAAAACGACCAAGUGGCAUCCUCUGCUGGAGUUAUGAGCCAGCUUAACAGCAUCCCUCAGCUCAUGGAUCCUAUAUUUGAACUGGAAAGUGUCAACGGCAUGUGCAGCGACGCGCCGUGGUCUAAUUUCUCAGCUUGUGAUGAAGAUGGUAGAGCCUCGGCAGGGCCGAUGGAACUCUUGGAAUCUGGUCAAGGUUUAAGGCUCCCGUCACUCAUGAACGAAAGUUUCAAUGCUUCAGACUACAAUAUUGACGAAGGACCUUUGCAAAAUAUGGUCAUACCAGUCUUUGAGUCGGAAGAGCUUUCUGAUUUCUUCAAUGACCUGGAAUCUGACAGCAAUGAAAACAGCCGAGCGAGCACAAGGUUGGCAUCCGUGGCGACUCCAACACCAAGUGAAUCAUUCGCCGAACUUGAUCAUGAUGAGGAAGUAUCUCAGGUGGAGGCUAGUGAAAGAGUCUUCCAACAGAUAUUCAAUGAUGUUGAUAAUAAGGACCUGUCAUGCCCUCGUGAUGAUGACACUCACCUACUUGUCCCCAAGAACAUCUUGGUCGAUGACUUUAGUGCAAUGAAUGAUAUGGCCAUAGGAAGCACCGUGGAAGUUGUCGACAGCAGUGAAAUUCCAAUUUCUAGUGAAGAAAUUCCAAUUUAUAGUGAAGAAAUUCCAAUUUCGAGUGAGGACAAUAACGGGGAAAACAGUCCGACCCUUCGGGAUCCCCUUGCUGGUUAUCCUUGGGCUCCAAUUGAAGAAAAACUCGCUAUGAACUUGCCCAGCCGUGCUGCGGCGCUGAAACCUAGUGAGACUCAAGUUAAGAAAUCACCAGGACGUCGAAAAAAGGCAGAGCCUUCAAACGAUGCAAGUGCUAAGAAGAAGUUGAAGGGAUCUUGCAUUAAACCUCAAGUCAAGUCAAUUUUGAAAGCUCUACCAUGGAAUUCAAACAACAUUGCGGACCUGAACAAGGAUCACACGAUCACGUUUGGUGAUUUGUUUGAACGAUUUUCAAGUAGUUCCAAAGAUUGUGCUUCGUCAUUGACUCCUGUGAAACAUUCGGCAUCUAAGUACGACGCUGUAACAGUAGACUGUGGUGUCGAGGAAAUCAAUGCCCCAGCUAACGUUGAUUUCAAUUUUGCACCCCCGUCUGGAAAUAAGACUCCUGCUUCCUCUACUUUUUCUGCAAAUCAGGUGACUAAUAUGUCAACUAUUCAAAAUGCAACUGUAAAUGAGGACUCUGAUGAUGAAGUACAAAUUGUUUCUGAGGUUAAGAAAAUUCCAUCCAACACACCCAAGCAGUUACUAAUGAAAGAAGAAGGACCCUUUGCUGGUAGGAUCAGCUCUUGUGUUAAUAAAAAUGAAAAAGCUGCGCUUCCUAGAAAACUUGCUGCUGUACCUCGCUUUAGUGGCAAGAACUUGAUUAACCUCCCUGCAGGCAUAGGUGCUACUGGUGGCAUGAAACUCGUGAAACUGGGACAAAUGCACGACCCAAAAGUGCGCCAGCUUGUUGCCUCGAUUACUAAAGGCAAUGCAAGUAACAUAUUGAGAUCUGACCAAGUUUUUGGGUUGACGCCUUCAAUCCAAAUUUCGACAGCUUGCAGCUCCACGAGAAAUGUGUGUCAGAUGUCAACUUCUAAUGACACUUCUACCGUCAACUCGCGGCCAUCACCUGCUGCAGCCACUUUAACAAAACGUGCUCAAACUUCUAAUGUCACCAUCCAAACCAGCGCUGCAAGUUCCGUGAUGAACUUCACCGUUAAGACAAGCACUGGAAUGAAAACGAUUCCUCUGAAAACUACGUCUAACUCUAAUUUGCAUUUGCUGCCUCUAAAUCAAAUUGUCCAAUCAUCUCUCAAUCAAGGCACGCUAAAAAAUAUUAUAGUUAAAACCAACGGUAAAGAUAUCACAAUUCCUGUUUCUCACGUAUCUACGUCAAAGCCUUCUAUACCGUUGAUCAAAUUCAAAACUGAAGGCGCUCCUGUGUCUACAAAGGUUAUUGCAAAAGGUUUGGGGGGCUCCACAGCGUCUGUGAACUCCUUCUCAAUAGUUCCGUCAUCGACCUCUAUUUCCACCGGCAUGGUCACUUCCACUGCUUUGCCCAGAAUUAUCUCAUCUGUUGUUAACUCGCGAAUUGCGCCCCUCAUUUCUACGGUUGCCGCUCCUAGUAUAGAAGCUGGUGUUAGCUGUAGUGUGGCAGACUCGUCAGUUAAUUCCAGUGUUAGUGGUGUGCGAUUGAUUACAUCUACUGCAAGCAACAUCAACUCGAACGCAACCGCUAACAUAGUUCCAAAUCCUCGCGUGUUAUCAGCAUCAGAGUUUUCCACUCUCACAUUGCCUUUUUCAUCUCAGUCUGGUGGUCUCCUGAAAGUUAUACCUCGAUCGUCCUUAGUCAAAUCUAGUGCUGGAGGCAAACUUAACAUUAUUAAAGUUUCAAACUUACAAAACUUACCGCUUGGCACUAAGAUUAAACUGCAACCAGGUGUAGCUGAGGCGCUACUCCAGAAAAACAAGUUAAUUGUGAAUAAUCAGCAGCAGUCUCAGCCAGCUAACGCUCGUAUGAACGCAACGUUGCACAAGAUUCUUCCACUUAAAUUAGACGUAAGUAAAUCUCUCACGGAUCCCAGUCCGAUAAUAAUUGCAAGUACUUGUGCUGGAUCCAACUCUACUGAUAAUGUAGACAAUUAUCCUUGUAGUAGCAAUUUUGGCGCGCAUGAGAGCCAUGCAUGUGGUGUAGUUAAUACUAUUUGUAGUUCAAAAGACUCUAUCUUGUCAACAGCGGCAAACCAGCGGUCUGUUCCAGUGAUGUCCGAUACCGUUCACCUCUCAUCUGCCUGUAUUCCGUCGAGUAUCAUCACCCCUGCAAAUAACACUCAUUCCCCUAAAGUUGACUCUUUCGAUUUGGGUAAUGUUUCGGAUGUUACACCUAUUUUCGGUUCUGGAUUAACAAAUGCAGAAGUUUUGGAUGAGAAUACUGUAAGUUUGGAUGCGUUCACGGGCGCUGUGAAUGAAUGUGCUACUGAUGUAGAGCCUGAAUCUAAGUUACCUGAAAAAUUCAUUCUCGAUAAUGUCUCUGUUCCAAUAAACGAUACAUGUGAAAAUAGUGCCAGUGAUUGCUAUGGAACUAAGUUAUCUGUUGCUCAGUUAGAUUUGAAAUCGUCAUGUGCGACUGUUGGUAAACUGCCAAUUUCGAAGAAUAUGCGCGUCAUGGAACAGGUAUUGGUGCCUUGCAGUGUUGGUGACAAGCAUUUCGAUAUGCCCAGUAGUAAUAAAAGCAUAAUUUUUGUGAAUUCUAAGGAAAAAUCUGUUAAAUUUUUACCUUCAAAACCUGAUAUUGUGAACGAAAGUGGUCCAAACAAUUCCAAGGAGUCUAUUAACGCUUCUGAACCAUUAAUACGAAACUCUGAUCUUAAUAUGAACUUUCUAUCAAAACUGACAUGCGGUAAUAAGAAGUUUACUUUCUCUCGAGCUUCUCUUGGCCAGCCUGUUAUUAUCAAUGGCCAAAAAGCGUACAACAUCAAAUCUCUACCGGAUGUCAUGAAAAUUCCCACAACCCUUGCCACUCAUAAUGGCUCCGGUUUAAAAAUCAUGAAUGCGAAUACUCUAGUUAAGUCUUCACAAUCGUUUCGUUUUGUGAGAACGAGUGACCUACCUCAACACCUCUCAAACAAGUCUCAAGAAAUGCUUGGUAAAUCGUGCGUAUCGGUCAAUUCGUACCUCCGUACUCGUGAGCAAAAGCCUGAGUUCUUAAACUCUUUUCCAUUGGAUGCUUCUUCUCUUGUCGGAAGUUUCAAGCACGCCAAUGGAAUGAUCAAAUGUGAGGAACAGGACCAAGACCUCGAUGACAUGCCCAUGGAAGAGUUAGCCGCCUUGUCCAAGUACCGGAGAGCCAAACUUGAGGCCAAGAAAGAACAAAAACUUCUCAAAAAUAUGUAUUACCUGGAAUCAGCGUGUGGCGCUGCCCACACGCACUGCAAUCCCAGCAUGCUCAUCCGCUUGGCAGUGCGAGCCUUGCCCCUUGUUCUGCCUGUUAGCCACGAACAGUGCUCAUCAUCUUCUCUAUCUGCCACCUCAAGUUUAGCAUCUAAUAACGGCGCCAAAACGACUCGCACUUCAUUCUUUAAUGCUGCGGCUUUCAAACGCACGGAUCGAAAUAGUUCCCUCAAUCCCUGCGAAAAAAACUUUGAGAACUUCUCUAAAAACAAACUAACUUCACCAGUUUACAACAAUGGUAAACAGUCGUCAGGUCAUCGUAUCACUGAUAUGUGUAACAGAAGCCAGCCUCCGGCCUCUGUCAAAGCCGUUGAUGCAACUGCUGUCGUCGUGGACGUAUCCACCCCUCAACUCGUGAUGCGGAGAGCAAAGAUCUCCCAGGAAGAGUUUCUGCGCUGGCCGUUCGCCAAGCAGCGGGCGGCUGAGUACUGGCGAGCGCGCUUGGUGCUUCAUCAUAUGCGUCGCUGCUGUUCAUCGUGCGCAUCGCUGUGGUCGCUGCGGUCCGUGGUGGCCUGGGCACGUCAGAACGGCCAUACGCCGUGCCCGUAUCGCGACGUCUUCCUUAAAACAGACUGGUACAUCCCUGAAGCUCGACUUGAGUACCUGCAUAAUAAGCUCAAGCGCGAGCAGGAGAGUCGCUCUCUCGCAGGACUAAGAGAAGACAUUCCUCCUCACCAAAUGAGUCUUCAGGAGCUGGUGGAAACGAUUGUUGGUGACGCUCUAAAGUCUACCUUUACACUGCCUGCGAUGAGCAGCAGUGGAAAAAACGAGCCUGAGAAUGCAGAAGAAACUUCACUGAAACCGACCUCAGAAAUUCAUGUGUCUUGGGAACAGAUUGUCUCAACGAAUCCGCGAAUGUCCUGCCUGCCAAAGAAGAACCCGGACUUGGCUCCUGCCCUUCCUGCAUCGGCUACAACCAACACCGAUCCACAGCCCAAGAGCAUUGCGGUAGCUUCAUCCGCAUCAAAUUGUGCUCCAGUUCGCUCAUCAGAAGUUACUAUUAAGACUGAAUGCGAAGACGACAGUGAAGAUGAUUCUGACAUCCAUGGAUCCAUUAAUGACGACGGUAGCUCCGUUUUCUCAAUAAGCAACCAUUGGGAUACGGUAUCUGGCUUGCUUAUUGGGGUAACGCCUAAACUCGAAAACUCUUCAACAUCACAAAAAAUUGAGUUCAGCGGGGAAACCUCUAGCAGUGCAGAGAGCAAAAUCGCUCCGAAAAUCGAAAGUGGAUCCCAGGAUAAUGCUGCUCAGCCAAGGCAUUCUGUGCUGCCUGAAGCCCACGUGUCUCUAGACGAAGGCUGUUCUGCUGUAAGAAGAAUGGCUUGUAUCACUGAAAGGCCGUUAGCGCCCUUCAGCGAACUCCUUCCUGGGGUGAAAGGCGAUUAUUUUGGCAGCUGUAAAGACGCCAUCGUGGCCGAUACCGCCGGCCUUGUUCUUUUUACGUCACUGAACCUGUUCAUGGAUGAUCUUAUACGCUCGUCGCUGGCGGCUGCUUGGACUUGUAAAGGCAAAAGUCGUCGUCCACAAGAGCCUCAGGUUGGCGAGUCCUGCACAAACCCAGGCCAAUCAUCAGAUCCCUGCGAGGAUAGUGUGCGGCAAGCGAAGUACGUCGAAGUUUCUCCAUCUUAUAAGAAAGAUCUAUCUACUAAAAAUAUGAAAGCACCUGUAGAGUCCAAAUGCAUGAAAAAUACAAGUAAAGUUUCUCUGGAGCGCAAGCAAAGAGCGACUGCAAGCAAAAUCCCUCUGCGGAUACCACAAGGAAAAAGGGGUUUGAAGACGCUUAUUCACGGCCAUUCGGAGAUGAAAACUGACGCUGAGUGUGGAUAUGUUUUACCCAGCCAAAAAUUGAACGUUAGAGGGAGAAAACGUAAAUUUUCGCAAAACUGUCAGACUUCUCAUUCUAGAAAAAAUGCAACUGGCAAAAAAAUUGAAUUACGGAAAGAUUCACUUCAAAAUCUGAAACCAACUAAAUCAUCACCAAUUGGCUCUCAGACAAAUGGGGCUCGGAAAAUUGUUUCCAAAUCUUCUGGUCAUCGACUUCGGGCUACGAGUUGUGGACCGGUCAGAGAACUUACCACGAAGCAUGUGAAGCGGGCGCUGUUCUUCACAAGGCCGCAAUUUAAAAUCAUUGGCUUAAAAGUGGCCUCUGGUGCCGCCAAGUAUGAGCCCGUGUAAUGGUUCUGUUUGUUUUCCUUUUCUAUGUUCUUUCAUCACUGAUGAGGAGGUUUUGGACGGUGAUCCAAUAAAGAAAGUUGACUGAACAGCUACUAUUUGAAUCGAGAAAACUAUUUGUUGAAAUUAAAAUCAGCAAUCUUCAGAAAGAUGGACCGAUAUAUGAUUCAGUUGUACGAGUCAUUAAUUUUUUAAAGCAAGAGAAAAUUUUGAAGUAUGAAUCUUGAAAAGUUGGUGACAGUGCAUUGAUUGCUGGUAACAAAUAUAUGCACGUCAUACGUCUCUCUUUCCAACUCUUGAAUCUGGUUUCUUAGAGAACUCGUUCAGAAGCCGUAAUUUAUUAUUAAUUAAAUCUAUUUGAAGUGACUUUACUUGGUGAACUCUUUGCCUAGUAUAAAAGUGUAUGUGAAUGCUUUGCUGAGGAGGAACGUUGCACAUUGGAUCAAAACUUUGUUUAUGGUGUUGUUUACUUUAAUUAUUCUUCACAUGACUGUAGUUUCUUGAAUCUUACUCUUACUGUUUCAAAGGAAUUUUUACAUUUGUUAUUUUGUGCUAAAAUGAAUGGUGGAGCGCUAAUUUCCAGAGCUCCAAACUUACGUGGUGCGUUGGACGGCCUCUGUAAGGUUUUCUUGUUAAAACUCGUUUUCGCAAUGCCCACUUGACGCAACGCUAACAAUCGUCGACUUGUUUUUUUUUUCUCACCCAAUUCACUCGGAUGCUGUGAAGCAGCGUGGGUUGAGUUUUAUAUUUGAGCGCAGCAAUGAUGGAAGUUCGGAACUUUAUUGUCUUGAUAGGGCCAGCUGAACUGACAUGGGUAUGGGGUGGUUAAUCCGAAUUUUUUUUAGUUUCUAGGGUGCUUCCUAAUAGGCAAAAAUAUUGAGAAUUUUUUCUUCCACGUUUUCGUACUAAUGAAUAACGUGAUUGAUAUCAGGACCAGUUUCUCUCGGAUGUCGUCUCUGUUUUCAAAUGGAUUCCGUUGAUAUUUUGUUGAAAAGAUUAUUCUUAUAUUCCAUGCUAUAUUUUUUGCGGAACUUCCUUGUAAAAGAUUUACUGUGUGAUUUUCUUUUGUAAUUUCAAAAGUAUUUAAGACAGGAAUACCAUUUUUCUACUUCAACCAGGAUUAUUUAAUUUUUGUGGAUAUUUAUUGAUUUCUUUCAAACGAUUGUUGUAGGGGAAAAUGAUUACCCAAAGGUGGCAUUAUUAAUACGAAAUCUCAAUCAAAUAAAUUCCUCUCUCCUGCUCCCUUAUAUCAACUAGUCGGCAUUAAUGAUGUAGAAAAAUGGUCAUGCUUUCACAUUCUGUGCGAUGGCACUGUACCAUUCAACAAAAUGUUUUAUGCCCCAAAUUAUCUGUUUAAAAAACUGACAGCACUGCCAACCGAUGAGAGAUCCGGAAGUUCAAUCUAUGUUUCAUUUGUCACUUCCAAGUUAUGUGUUUUGGCACUCCUGGCAUACUUUUCUGUUAACGCGUCCAGCGCCGUGGUAAAUUGACUUAUUACUGUCAACUGAGGUGUGGAUAGCGUGGUCACUCGCUCUUUAGCUCAAGGAAAUCCAAAACUAGACGAGGGGGGUACGUCGACGUCGCCAUGCUUCUUUUUUGCUGCGGAAAAACUUUUCUUUGUCUUUUACUUGCGUCAUUUGCAAUUUUGGCUUCCGAUGUUUGGAUUCUAUAGCGGAAGUUUGUAUCGUUUCUUGUCUUUUUUAUGAAAUUUGUGUUUCAACUUUCGUAAUGUAAUGCAGUAAAUUUAAUAUCAUUAGCAACGUUUCUUAUAUUCGUUCAGAGUGCAUGGUUUCUCAUUUCACCAUUACGCUUGUCUCCAGGUGAUCCAAAAUUUCGCCUUAGCAGGCAUGUUCAUAAAUUUUUGUGCUCGAAGAAUUCGCCUCAACACGCAAGCUCUUGUAUAAUCCUGUCAUUUUUCAUUUCCUAAUCAAUGCACUUUUUGUACUACAGCAGUCAUGGUGUCAUGUAACGAGUGUUUCUUCGAAGUUAACCAAGUUGUAUUAGGAUGAGACACUUUCUGUUGAGUUAUUAAGCAAUACCAUGCCUUUGUUCGAAUCGUAGUUAUUAUUUCACUUAUUACUCGAGCGCCCGUCGCGAGCUUUAGACAGCUCAUGUUCUGAGUGUUGUAGGAUUAUCUUGAACGAUGUAAAUAGACAGUUCUGGUGCAUGAAACCAAGUCCUGUGAGUCGUAUUUAACGCCGAAAUGUGUGAAUUAAUUUACUUUACAUAUUGAUACUGAAUAAGUGUUGAGGAUUUUUGUCAAUUUUGUACUGAAUUCUAACAAUUGACGCGUUAGGUAAUUGUGUAUCAUAUGUAAAAGCGAAAAAGCUCUAUUUUAUUCGUGAGCUUUAAAUAUUUUAAUACGCGCUUACUGCAGUAGGUUCUUUAGCUUCGCGUUUCUUCGCCUGUAUGCAUGGCUGCGUUGGUUCAGUCACUUUCGGAAUAGGAGAAGUAAGGUUAGUUUGUGUAGCUUAUCUUAUUUUCUCGUGUCUGCAUUCUGCUAUCAAAAAUCGCUACCUAAUAAAUAAUUAUGAAUAUAAUCUAAGCAUUCAGAAUUCAAUUAAUCAAUGUUUAUUAGUGCAUGAUAGCAGUGACCAGUGAUUGCCUUGACUACAGUCUGUGAUAUGGAGCUAUGCUAGCGUAGGUAAAAAUACAGCCAUAUUAUUCAGUUUCUGCGCUAAAAAUAGUGCAGCAAGUGGUAAUCAUGUAAAAUGUUCCUAUGAUACGAUCUGCAAUGUUCAAUCUUAACCUCCUACAGUUCAACUUAUGUUGCCUUGUUGGAGAUGACUUGGAUGCCUUGUAGAUUCUUAAUGUAAAAGUUCCACAUUCAAACGCUGUUCUAAAUGUUCUAUAAUUACUGAUACGAUAUACCUUUGCUUUGAAUACUCUUUGCAUGUUAUUGCUGAGUUUCGCCCAUGCACAUUGUUGAUUUCACUGACCGCCCUAUUGAAUUGUUCUGGAAUCGUAGUGACAAGUUUAGCACUGUACGGAAUUUUGAAGGAAAAUAUUGCGAACAGGACAAAAUAUGAAAAUCGUGUGUGAGGGUUUGAGUGUGAACCAAGUAAAGAUAGCCUAUGAGCGUGGAGCUAUCUUCUCUAACAAUACUUCUGCGAAGCUAGUAACCUUAAAAUUUAUAAUAUAAAUGCCUGAAGUGUUUACACUUGUUCAGAAUUGAACUUGCUAAACAAGGAAGUACCUCUUAAAUUAACGCACCUCACAGAACUCACGGUGAACAUAAUAAAUUUUGAGAAUAUUAUUCAAUAUCUUUUGGUGGCGUUUUCCAUUUUGAAAAGGAUUGAGUAGCAUGCCACAACAAGCACGAAAUUUGUCAGUGUGCAUACGUACGUAUACUAGGAAAUAAUUUUUACGUAUCCAUGAUCUCGCUUGUUAUUUUUUUCAGGACGAUUAAAGCUCUACAUUUCCUUAACAUGACGCAAGUUCGCUUCAGGUUUCCUCCAAUUAAGUUCCCGAUUGCACAGGUUUCAGUUACUUUUCUCAGGUUUAUUGACUUGCCUUCGUUUCAGCCCUGCUCUAACUUUUGUUAUUGUUGAUGGAGCGGUAGCAUUGUUGCGUGGAGUUUACCUUUUUCGUUGUUAUUAUGAUAAUCGCAGUUAUUCGUUACGUUCGUUGUCCCGAUAUGUCUUGCUCCCCUCACUGGUAGUUUAUUUUUAGUCAUGAAUGCAGGCAAUUUAAACCAUCUUCGAGCUUCAUUUGUUCUGCCAGCAGGUGAUAUAAUUACUCUCCUUGUAAAAAAUUUUAUUUCAGUGGAUUUUUGGCAACGUAGAUUAGUGACAGACUCUUUUUUUGUGCGUUUAAAUCGUCAAAUUUGUCUGACUGACUUGAAUAAGAAUUUCGAAACGUUUGCAAAAGUUGAAUUAGAAGCUGUAGUCAAGUCUACUUUGGAUUACGAGUGUAAGCAGAAAAUGUUUAUUUUUCAAAUAAAUGUCCUGUGUAUA
Molecule: messenger RNA, 12010 nt
Organism: Hyalella azteca
Lineage: Eukaryota; Metazoa; Arthropoda; Malacostraca; Amphipoda; Hyalellidae
Exons: 12
Coding region: 66-8057 (2663 amino acids)
Biological process (GO): regulation of DNA-templated transcription
Source: RefSeq, a predicted model, not a curated record